Tigriopus californicus is the source of this 2631-nucleotide messenger RNA. RefSeq names its product zinc finger protein 677-like. NCBI's taxonomy places the organism in Eukaryota, Metazoa, Arthropoda, Copepoda, Harpacticoida, Harpacticidae. Bases 1133 to 2542 code for a protein of 469 amino acids. The transcript is spliced from 5 exons. Gene Ontology annotation, molecular function: protein binding. The record is from RefSeq and is a predicted model, not a curated record.
AACACACCCUUCAUCACAUAAAUAACGAACUUGUCUUGUGAAGUCACUAUGACCAUGACCUCACGAUUCUGGCUUCAUUCCAUGUUCUAUGCUCGGAAAUGGCUCAUUUCCGUAUUUCCGCAUUUCCGCUUAUCUGAUCAAAGAACCCAUCCGUGUUCGUGGCCUUAAACUUGGACUGAACAUCACAAGGCAUGUUUUCGGCUUGUCUCACCUCUCCUCAAUUGGGGACGUUCGUCCAUGGAGGUGUAUCCCCGGGCUCUUUAAGACCCUCGUGCACGCUGGCCAAAUUCAGUUCGAAUGCAAUAACCCCCAUUGAUCAUCAAGGUCCCGCCCGAAGUCAUCAUGCCGGAGCUUUGCUCAGCCAAGAUCGUUGGGUUUUAGUCGGUGGUUGGGAUGGUCGUGGGCGUGUUCGAGAUGUCCAUAUGCUCGAUUUGAACACCAUCACUUGGUCCAGUUAUGCCUUAUGGACCGGUCCUCCGCCCAUAAAUGGCCCUAAUUGCGUGCCUUGUGAGCCACCCGUGGGGUUAAGUGGACAUUCCGUAACGAGAAUCAAUGACCAAUGUCUUUUGGUUAUUGGUCGGGAGGGUGGGAUCAAGACGCAAAGGCGGUUCACUAGCAUCUUUUAUCUGUGGCUGGAUCACGCCCAUCGGACCUAUUUCUAUGCCGAAGGCGGGCUAAACGUCGAUUCGAGAUCCGGUCAUUCGGCUUGGGGCUUGUCGCGAUCUGAGCUAUGUCUUUUUGGUGGUCGACGAAGCGACCCAAUUCAGGUGUUGGAGAUCGGGAUCCAAGAACUCGCGACAUCCAACCAUCCCGAGAUUCUAACUCGAAUCCAAGCCCUGGGAUUGAAGCCUUGGCCCGGGCUAAGGCUGCAUGGAUUGCGAUAUCACGCUUGGAUACGAUUGGCGCCUCGCGUUUUUCUGGUUCACGGGGGUCAGAAUUUCAAGUCGAUUCAUAAUCAAUCGUCGGAUUUGCUCCUUUUGCAGUUCCCUGAACGAUCCUACCAUCCUCGGGUCUUCAUUGUGCCUUAUCAUCAAGCUCAGGCUCAACAUGCUCAUCACUUGGUGGCCGAAGGGUCGGAGUUGUUUUUGAUGCAGGAAAAUGGUGGACAUUUGUUGAAACUCCUCGGUCAACCAUGAAUGCCCGUGAACAAGUUGGUCAGGCAUUAGUGGAGUCGUUAAAAUAUGUGUUGUGGGAUGAACAGUUUUCCGAUCUGACUUUUCACUGUCGAGAUGGACCCAUUCGCUGUCAUAGAGUGAUUCUAGCUGCCAACAGCAGCAUUCUACAGAAGCUCUUUCUGGAUGAAUGUCAACGCGAUAAUGAUGAUAUCCAAAUCCUAUUACCAGAUUUUAACGUCAAAGAUGUCCUGAUUUUACUAUCGAUUCUGUAUUGUGGGCAAAUUAACCUCUUUAAAAGCGAGUUGAACAACCUCAUCGAGUUAACGAAAUUGCUGAAACUGAACAACUUUUUGGCUGCCGCGUCCCAGCAAACGUGGACGGAAAGAUUCACGGGCAGUUCCAAGUGGUAUGAAAGAAUCUCGCCAAAAGUCAACUACCAAGACGGACCUCUGGCAAUCGCUAACCAAGUUUCGAGUCAAGUUCACUUCGACAGUGGUGAAAAGAAAAAAGCUUGGAGUUGCACCAAUUGUGGAAAGGGGUUCCCCUCUCAAGUUGAAUUGAACCGUCACACUCGACUUGCCCACCGGAAGAAGGGCGUGAAAGACUCUAUCUGGAGUUACAUUUGCAAUGCCGACCAAAACCCGUGCGAUGAUUUGGCUUUUCCCAAAAUUCAGUCCUUCACGCAGCACAUGAUCAACGAACACGGAGUUCAUCCGUGGAAGUGUGAGAUCUGUUCCAAACGAUUCAAGGACCGUCAAAAUCUGCAAUAUCACGCCUUGGCUCAUUCAGGAGAACGCUCGUUCAAAUGCGAUCUGUGUCCCAAAUCUUUCACCAAUCCGAAGGCCUUACAUUGUCAUAAAGAGUUGCACACGGGCAGGAAGUUUUUGUGCCCUCACUGCGGUUUCAAGGCCCGAUCGAACGCCAAUCUCUACGGUCAUAUUCGCAGCAAACAUCAGGAACGAAAACUUCGCUGCCUUAUCUGUUAUCGAGCCUUUGCCUCAUCCAACAACCUCAAUCAUCAUAUGCGGGUUCACACAGGAGAGACACCAUAUUCGUGCGAGAUCUGCGAUGCUCAUUUCAAGAGGAUCCAUCAUCUGAAAGCUCAUAUCGAAAGUCGGACCCAUUGGGAUGCCAUGAACAACCGAAUUGCUUUGGGUGAAACGAUCCCGGAUCAUUUGGACCCAGCCAAGCGUAAGCCAACCGUUUCCAAGAGAGUCCCAGUGAUUCUGGAUAACCAAAAGUCGUCUUCUCAGAAUACGAAGGAUCAAGCCGUGAGUUCGGACGCAGCCGAAAAUAUGAUGGUCAUUCCUACCGAGGAGAACACGAACAAUACAGACAAAGUGUUUUUAGUUGACACCAACGAUACCGUCAUUGAGGUGCUUCAUAUGGCGCAAGGGAAAGAAAUUGCCGCUCAAGUGGGACCAUGAUUAGCGUAACUUGGUCAUACCCGUAUCGAUCGCUUUGGUUGGGUCAAGUAGAUUGAACCAUAAAUAUAACAACUAUGAUAACUUGGUCA